Gambusia affinis (western mosquitofish) is the source of this 1678-nucleotide messenger RNA. RefSeq names its product matrix AAA peptidase interacting protein 1 (gene maip1). The transcript is spliced from 5 exons. Gene Ontology annotation, biological process: protein insertion into mitochondrial inner membrane from matrix; inner mitochondrial membrane organization. NCBI's taxonomy places the organism in Eukaryota, Metazoa, Chordata, Actinopteri, Cyprinodontiformes, Poeciliidae. Gene Ontology annotation, molecular function: ribosome binding. The record is from RefSeq and is a predicted model, not a curated record. The coding region runs from base 98 to 1000 and encodes 300 amino acids. Gene Ontology annotation, cellular component: mitochondrial inner membrane.
UGAACGUGAAGCUGGGUCACGGAUAUUAUUUCUGCUGGGAUUUUCUGUCUGAACAACUUGUUUCGGACCGGAACCAGCAGUAAAGCGGACGGUAAAGAUGGUGUUCCUCCUGUUCAGAUGUUAUCCUCGGCUGCCUUCAUCCUUCACUCUGGCUCGGUUCGUUUUAAACCAGAAUCUGGUUAGGAGUCAGCGGUGCUGUCUGGUCCGGAUGGGUAACCUCCCGGCCAGACGGACCUACAGCUCGGAGCGUGAUCAGCACCACCCGAAGCCGAAGGUGGUGGUGGUCGGCAUCCCGAACCCGUUCAUCUGGUUCCGGACCCGGAUCUACUACUUUCUGAUCAGAACCUACUUUGACAAAGAGUUCAGCAUUGAGGAGUUCACAGAGGGAGCGAAACAGCAGCGUCUCUGUCCUCCAUCUUGGUUCUGUCCUCCAGUGAGUUGGACUCUGUCCUCUGUCCUCCAGGCGUUUUCCCACGUCUCCAGACUUUUGUCUCGGUGUCAGUUUGAGGCUCUGGAGGGCCUCGUCGCUAAAGAUCUGAUCGGGAAACUGGAGCAGAAGUGCGUCUCUUUGCCGUGCAGCUACCAGAGAGCUCUGUGUGCCGAGCCGGAGGACGUGAUGUACACGACGCCGGGAGACGUGGGAAUCUUCUACGAUGACGACGGCAGGAAGUUCGUCAGCAUCCUGAUGCGGUUCUGGUACCUGACCAGCGUCGGUCUCCCUGACGACAGCAUGGAGGGAACCCGGAUGUUCACGGUGUCCAUCGGCGACGGAGAGACGGAGGCCAAGCGGCUGCUCACCGCCAUCUACGAGUCGGUUCCAGAGGGAGUUCACCAAAGGCGUCGCUCCAGACUGGACCAUCACCCGGAUAGAACACUCCAAGCUGCUGGACUAGACCGGGCCGGGCCGGUACCGAGGACCGAUCCAGGCACUGCUCCUCACCAGGAGCCCAGAGGGACAGAACCAGAACCGCUUGGACUGGAUGACAUCAUCACCUGCUGACUGGAUUUAACGUGAAACUGAAAGCUGAACAUGGAGUUCUGAUCCAGACCUGCUGCUGACUGGUUCUGAUUCUACGACCCGGUUCUGGUAGAAUCAGGACCUCCAUGUUGUUUCUACAUUAAAAUAAUAUUCCACCAUAUUUUUAUUGUUAUUUUGAAGAAACUUUCAGUAACAGAAGAUUCAACCAAUCAGAGAGCAGGAACCUGUGAGAAUAGACCAAUAGGAGAGCAGAUGCUGAAUGACGAUUUCUGAGUUUUAUUCGAUGUAUGAAGUAAGAAUUUCCUGAUUAAAAGUCCUUUAAUGGGAGGAAGACGGAUGUGUCUCCCAGUUCUCCUGAUUCUUCCUAACUGGUUUAAUUUGUUUAACUGGUUUAACUGGUCUCUCUGGCAGCGGAGCACCUGGCUGUUGGUCCUUGAUGGACCCGCUUCUCAGAUGACGGAUACAUGAUUAGAUGAGAUUCUGAUUCUAUCUGCUGGACUCAACACGAUGAACGUUCAGUUUGAACCAUGAACAGCUUUAACCAACCUGUACAUCUUUUAAUUCCUAGUUAAAGUAAAACUGAGAAGAUAAAAUAUUUAAAUUGGUCCAAGGGAACAAUUAGUGACAGUUUCUGUUUCAUGAUAAGAAACUGAUUUAGUAUUUAUCUCAGUGAAACCAGUUCAACAGGGGCACUGGGCC